This is a messenger RNA of Paramecium pentaurelia, 773 nucleotides long. The record is from the annotation of a GenBank genome assembly. NCBI's taxonomy places the organism in Eukaryota, Ciliophora, Oligohymenophorea, Peniculida, Parameciidae.
AAUGUAUAUCCCAGUAAAUGAAAUACAUAAACAUUUCAAAGCAGAAACACCUAACAUGUCAAAUAUCACUCACAAAUAAGAUUAAUGGAGUCCAUAUCAUGAUAAUUCAGGAACUGUAUUAGGUAAUUAAUCAAAUUAAUAUAAAAUAGCUAUUGGAAUUCCAGGAGCUGUUAUUGUAGCUGGAGAUACUAGAUUGAGUAAUGGGUAUAAUAUUUUAACUCGAGAUGCAACUAAAUUAUCUUAAUUGACUGAUAAAUGUAUUUUAGCUACUGCAGGUCAAUAUGCAGAUUUUAUAGCAUUAAGGAAAUUUUUGUAAUAAAGAUUAUAAUUAUAUGAAUUCUAAAAUGAAGUCUAAGUAAUCUGAUUAUUUUAUAAACAAGGCUUCCACAUAGACUGUAGCUCAUUUAUUAUCUAGAGAACUCUAUUCUAGAAGGUUUUUCCCAUAUUACACUUUUAAUCUAUUGGCUGGCCUUGAUGAAAAUAAUCAUGGAGUUGUAUAUGGAUAUGAUGCCAUUGGUAGUUAUGAUUAAAUGACUUAUGGUGUUUAAGGAAGUGGACAAGAAUUAGUAGUUGCUGUUUUAGAUAAUUAACUAAAAGGUUACAACAAAAUCAACAAAACAAUUCCUUAAACUCAACAAGAAAUUCUAGAUAUAAUAUUAGAUUGUUUCAGUUGCGCUGCUGAAAGAGACAUCCAUACUGGAGACAAUGUAGAAAUCCUUAUAAUUACUCCAACAGGAACAUAGAGAAUUAUUAAACCUCUAAGAAAAGAUUGA